AUGACCAUCGAUAAUCUGGACACUUCCGAAGACCACCAAAAAGAAAGUAGAAUAUUUUCAGUGGUUCAUGCUGAAUCCAAAAUUGAGGGUACGGAAGAAGGAGAGACAGAAGGAGGGGGAGGAGCAGCAACAACGGAGGAAAGUUCAGAAGAACUUGUGGAUGUUAAAGAAGCUAUUGAUGAAGCUUGUAAACCAUUAAAACAUCAUCUUGAACAAUGUACAGAAAGAGUUGAAGCUGGUGGAACUCAUGAAAAUUAUAAACGAGAUAGUGAACUUUUGGCUACCGUAGUUACCAUUGGUGCUUUAACUUUAUGUUUAAGUACCAUAGCAUUAUUUCCGGUAGAUAUAUUUUUGGUAUCAUCCACAACUAAUUCAGAAACUGGAUUAAAACAUUCUUGGGCUACCAAGGAUGUGGUGGAAAGUAUUGUGGGAGAAAUCAAAUCUGUUUAUUAUGUCGGAGAAAGAAGUAUUUCAUUCGUUAUGGCAGUUCUUAUGGUUUUGGGAAUGACAGUAUCUAUAACCUACACUGCACCAGGACUUUCAUUACUUCCCGUAAAAUUAAUAGUCGGAAUGAGAAAAUUUAAAAGUGAUAGUACUCAGAAAAAAAUUGAUGAUCUGUUAAAAAUUAAUCAAGAAAAGCAACGAGUUAUUAGAGCUAAAUAUAGUAAUGUUAAUAGUAAUAUGAUGUCAAGAGUUGAUACGAAACAAUUGGAAAAGUUACGAACUGAAGAAAGAAUUUUAAAACGUACAUUGAGAGAAUUUGAUGUACCUAAAACUGGAUUACGGUAUAUAUGGGACAAGAUUUUACUUAUUCUUAGACCGUUUGAAUUUAUAGGUGGCGUUAUAUUGUUAAUUUUAACAAUUGUGUUAAUACUUUCGAUGUUUUUGACUUGUAGUACCAUAAUUGGUGUAAUCUCAAUAGGCAUAAGAUUUUUAUGGAUCACUUUAUUCAAAAUACGUCGUCAAGCUACUCCACCUCAAGGAUUAUUAUUUGCCGCUAGUUUACUAAUGUUAAGUUUAUUGGCUUUGAAUUAUACUUUGACUAUGGUGGUUACUCCUCAGUAUGCUCAAUUCGGAAGUCAAAAAUAUUGUAAUCUUACUCAUGACGAUAUUCGGGAUUGUACAGAUUAUCCUCAAUUAAUUAUUCCCUGUGAUGUUACCGCUCCAACUGACAUCUGUACACCAACAGUAAUUUCCACAUUUCUUCAUCAAAUAAUGAUGAACACUCCAUUCUUUGGAAUUAUAUUAUAUUACGCCCAAUGGGUAUUUUUAGCAGUAGCAGGAUUAUCAUUUAUUUAUUCUGUUAUUAGGAUGUCGUUAGGUGGUAAUAAGUAUUAUUUAAGUGAUGAUGGCGAUGAAAGAGAUGAGUAUGAUGAAGGGGAAGAAGAAGCGUUACUUGGAGGUGGUAGAAGUAUAGAAGUGAUUGAAUAA
Molecule: messenger RNA, 1431 nt
Organism: Diversispora eburnea
Lineage: Eukaryota; Fungi; Glomeromycota; Glomeromycetes; Diversisporales; Diversisporaceae
Source: the annotation of a GenBank genome assembly